Misgurnus anguillicaudatus (oriental weatherfish) is the source of this 943-nucleotide messenger RNA. RefSeq names its product transmembrane immune signaling adaptor TYROBP (gene tyrobp). Gene Ontology annotation, biological process: positive regulation of natural killer cell activation; neutrophil activation involved in immune response; positive regulation of microglial cell mediated cytotoxicity. Gene Ontology annotation, cellular component: cell surface. The record is from RefSeq and is a predicted model, not a curated record. Gene Ontology annotation, molecular function: signaling receptor binding. Lineage: Eukaryota; Metazoa; Chordata; Actinopteri; Cypriniformes; Cobitidae.
UAGAUUUGCACAACUAGAUUAACUCCUCCCUCCUAUCCUUUUCGUUCUGUUUUGAUGGAUAGUAAUAAUCAACAGCAUAUACUCAGUGCUUUAUUUCACAGGCAAUAUCCGUAUCAUUAGGUCUGAUAUUCAGCAUGUUUUUUAAAGUUUGUUAAAGACGCAGGUUUCAGAGAAGUCUUGGUGCUCUGUUUAAAAAAGACAUCAAACACUGAGCAGUUAUCUCCUGCGGUCAUUAUGGAAAGGAUUGCGUGCUUUAUUGUCCUUGUGACUGCACUUUUUGUUUCGUCAGCAAACUUUGUUGAGGGAAACCAAGAUUGUAGUUCAUGCUAUCAUCUGGACAUUGGAGUGGCAAUUGGGAUCAUCACCUGUGACAUCUUUCUCACACUCUUCAUUGCUCUCUCAGUCUACUGUUAUGUGUCCCAUAAGAAAAGAAGCUGUUCACAUGCACAGGCAAGAUGCUGCGGUUCAACCAAAUCAACAACCCACCAGACAUCAAUGAGACCAAAGAUGAUCGAAGUGGAAUCGCCUUACCAGGAGCUUUAUGGAGUACAGUCAGAUAUAUACGAUGAUCUUCAACAAUAUCGGAAAGGAAGUCACCCAAAGUAAAGUUUUAAAGUAUCCUGAAGUAUCAGAUCAUCUUUAAAACCAUUAAACAUGUGACCAUUGUAAAAGAUAGCAAUAAUCUGACAAUGAAAGGCAAGCAAUAUAGAGUUGUAUCCGUUCCAAAAAAUGUUGUUUUAUUUGGCUAUGUUAAUGUUUUUUUACAUAAGCUACAGUAUAUUGACUUGUGCUGUAAUAUAUCCUGAAGUGAUUUUGACACACAAAUAUGUAUGAUCUCUGGAAAUAUAUAAUUCACUGAGAAUUUAGCCAUUAUUCCCAUGAUUGUUUUAUUGAUGUCAUGUCUUAUUUAUUUAUACAUUCAGAUCAAAAGUUUUGUUGUUGU